Elephantulus edwardii (Cape elephant shrew) is the source of this 1221-nucleotide messenger RNA. It is a transcript of the gene RING1, whose product is annotated as ring finger protein 1. Gene Ontology annotation, biological process: negative regulation of DNA-templated transcription. Gene Ontology annotation, molecular function: ubiquitin protein ligase activity; chromatin binding. Gene Ontology annotation, cellular component: PcG protein complex; ubiquitin ligase complex. The record is from RefSeq and is a predicted model, not a curated record. NCBI's taxonomy places the organism in Eukaryota, Metazoa, Chordata, Mammalia, Macroscelidea, Macroscelididae. Bases 1 to 1221 code for a protein of 406 amino acids. The transcript is spliced from 6 exons.
AUGACGACGCCUGCGAAUGCCCAGAAUGCCAGUAAAACGUGGGAACUCAGCCUCUAUGAGCUGCACCGGACUCCGCAGGAAGCCAUCAUGGAUGGCACAGAGAUUGCCGUUUCCCCUCGGUCGCUGCACUCAGAACUCAUGUGUCCCAUCUGCCUGGACAUGCUGAAGAAUACAAUGACCACCAAGGAGUGCCUCCACCGAUUCUGCUCCGACUGCAUCGUCACAGCCCUCAGGAGCGGAAACAAGGAGUGCCCCACCUGUCGCAAGAAGCUGGUAUCCAAGAGGUCUCUUCGGCCAGACCCUAACUUUGAUGCUCUGGUCUCAAAGAUCUAUCCCAGCCGGGAGGAAUAUGAAGCCCACCAAGACCGGGUGCUCAUCCGCCUCAGCCGCCUGCACAACCAGCAGGCACUGAGCUCCAGCAUCGAGGAGGGUCUGCGCAUGCAGGCCAUGCACAGGGCCCAGCGAGUGAGGCGGCCGAUGCCUGGGUCCGAUCAGACCACAACGAUGAGUGGGGGGGAAGGAGAACCUGGGGAGGGAGAAGGGGAUGGAGAGGAUGUGAGCUCAGACUCUGCCCCUGACUCGGCCCCAGGCCCUGCUCCCAAGCGACCCCGUGGAGGGGGUGCCGGGGGAAGCAGUGUAGGGACAGGGGUUGGUGGCACUGGCGGGGUGGGUGGGGGUGCUGGUUCUGAAGACUCUGUUGACCGGGGAGGAACUCUGGGAGGGGGAACCCUCGGACCCCCAAGCCCUCCUGGGGCUCCCAGUCCCCCAGAGCCAGGUGGAGAAAUCGAGCUCGUGUUCCGGCCCCACCCCCUGCUCGUGGAAAAGGGAGAAUACUGCCAGACUAGGUAUGUGAAGACAACUGGGAAUGCCACAGUGGACCAUCUCUCCAAGUACCUGGCCCUGCGCAUUGCCCUUGAGCGGAGGCAGCAGCAAGAGGCAGGGGAGCCAGGAGGCCCUGGAGGGGCUCCCUCUGACGCUGGAGGACCUGAUGGGGGUGGCGGGGAGGGCGGGGGUGCCAGAGGCAGUGACGGCCCUGAGGAGCCUGCUUUGCCCAGUCUGGAGGGUGUCAGUGAGAAGCAGUACACCAUCUACAUCGCCCCUGGUGGUGGAGCUUUCACGACGCUGAAUGGCUCACUGACCCUGGAGCUAGUGAAUGAGAAAUUCUGGAAGGUGUCUCGGCCUCUGGAGCUCUGCUACGCUCCAACCAAGGAUCCAAAGUGA